Molecule: messenger RNA, 1861 nt
Organism: Mollisia scopiformis
Lineage: Eukaryota; Fungi; Ascomycota; Leotiomycetes; Helotiales; Mollisiaceae
Product: mitochondrial matrix Mmp37
Exons: 3
Coding region: 122-1684 (520 amino acids)
Biological process (GO): cardiolipin biosynthetic process; CDP-diacylglycerol biosynthetic process
Cellular component (GO): mitochondrion
Molecular function (GO): phosphatidate cytidylyltransferase activity
Source: RefSeq, a predicted model, not a curated record
CUUCAACAACUGCAACAGACACAUGGCUCUUGACUACCGGUGACAAUUUUGCAGCAUCUGCUGCCAAUACGGAACUAUCAAACACGCUCAGAUGGGAUAGAUAUCCCAACAAGACCGGACAAUGGCCUUGCGACACCUUACUACUACCUUGAGGUCUUCUGGCCGUCCGUACCAUAUAUUGCCCUCAAAAUCAACCUCCUUCCGACCCAUCCGAUCCACCUACCCCUCACCGAGACGAUUUCUGGCAUCCCAAGCACCCAAGGAAUCUGCUACAACGAGCUCACAAGAAAUCUCAGCAAAGGAAUCUGCAUCGGAUUCAGCUUCAUCAAAACCGUCUGUACCGUCAAAGCCGAGUCCUACGGCAACUCCGCCUCCUGAUUGGGAAGACAACCCUAAUUACGAUAUUUCACAAUUCUCCGAGCUGCCACAUUCUAACUUCGGCGUCAACCAGCAUAUUGUGAUCAACGAUGAGUUCAAGGAAGCACUUAGACAAAUACUGUGGCAGUUUCGAGCACCCAUUCGAUAUGCGUUUGCCUAUGGAUCUGGCGUGUUUCCUCAAUCCAAGCCAUCUGCGAUAACGCCAUCGAGCGCUACCUCGAUCCACCCGAAAGCUCCACUGGCGGUGCAAAAAGCGCAGGGCGGUACCCCGAAGAUGAUCGAUUUUAUAUUUGGUGUUUCUUAUACCCAGCAUUGGCAUUCUCUGAACCUCACACAACAUCGAAAUCACUAUUCUGCUCUUGGGUCUCUUGGGUCGGGCGCAGUAUCAGCAGUACAGGAGAAAUGGGGAGCUGGCGUAUAUUUCAACCCUUAUGUGACGGUCAACGGGACACUUAUAAAGUAUGGAGUUGUGAAUUUGGAUACGUUGUGUACAGAUUUGUCGGAAUGGACUACAUUAUACCUUGCAGGACGAUUGCAGAAACCAGUCAAAAUCUUAAGGGAUGACCCCAGAGUGCGUCUUGCAAAUCAAGUCAAUCUGAUUUCUGCAUUACGGACAGCGUUAUUACUGCUACCUCCAACAUUUACGGAAUUGGAAUUAUAUGGAACAAUCGCCAGCAUCAGCUACAUGGGAGAUCCCAGAAUGGCUCUACCGACUGAGGACCCAUCCAAAGUCGCGAAUAUCGUCGGUAACAACCUUCACAAUUUCCGAAGACUGUAUGCUCCACUAGUCGACAACCUUCCCAACGUUAAAUUUAACGACUCGAAAUGCUCGAAUCCAGACUGGGCGGACGAUCCAUCUGCAAAUGUGCAACUUGCCCAAGACAUGGAUCCUGUGAAGAGAGGUAAUAUGGUGAGACGAUUACCGAAAGCUUUCCGAUCAAAGUUAUAUUUCCAGUAUCAGAAGAAGUUUCAAAUUCCUCAAUUGGAGUUCAACAAAAUGCUUGAGGCUUCUGCUGAUGAAGAUGCAACAAGAAUCAAUAGGAGAGAAGGCGGUGGAUUCGAAAGAAGGAUCGCAAGCGAACCUCCGGAGGACUUGCGAGCUGAAGUCCGAGGAGUUAUCAAAAGUACUAUCAGUUGGCCCAGUACCAGCCAGAGCUUAAAAAGCGGGAUAACCGCAGGUUUCUCGAGAACGUGGAGAUAUGUGGGAGAAAAGAUGGAGAAGUAUCGGGCUGGUAAAAGAAAAGCAGCUGAAGCUGCCGCGCAAGCGAGAGAAGAGCAAAAGCAGGAAAAAGAGAAGAAGUCAUGAGUGAGGAGAUGCAUAUCAGUGUCCGGGGAGGAUUAAGGCCAAUGAGACGAGUUUCUUUCAUGUAAUUACGCAUGUGUACAUAGAUUUGGGACUUUGGUCCCAGUACGCGUCAGGCUAAGGCUAGACUACAGCACUUUCAUUUGUUGGAUGGAUGCAUAGCGAGAGAAGCCAAUGAGU